Messenger RNA from Lotus japonicus, 1935 nucleotides. RefSeq names its product ACT domain-containing protein ACR6-like. The record is from RefSeq and is a predicted model, not a curated record. Bases 263 to 1591 code for a protein of 442 amino acids. NCBI's taxonomy places the organism in Eukaryota, Viridiplantae, Streptophyta, Magnoliopsida, Fabales, Fabaceae. The transcript is spliced from 7 exons.
AGCAACAACAUGUUACAUUAAAAUUGGGAAAAUCUCAAAUCAAAUCCAAAGUGCUCCAAACACUCACCAACUACUUCACUUCACUUUCUCUCUCUAUCUCUACCUCUAUCUCUUUCCUUUGUUGUUGGAGAGUGUUCUGUUCUGGCUACUGUAGUUAGAUUGUGCAAAUCCAAUUCAAUUCAAUUUCUUUAAGUUUCUGAGCAAUUCAAUACCACUCAUUCAACCUUGUGGGAACUACUUGGUGUGUACAUAGACAAAAAAUAUGGAUGAUGAGUAUGCUAAGCUUAUAAGGAGGAUGAACCCUCCCAGGGUUGUAAUUGACAACAAUGCCUGUGAAAACGCCACUGUUAUUAAGGUUGAUAGUUUCAACAAACAUGGGAUUCUCCUCGAUGUUGUUCAGGUUCUUUCAGAUAUGAACCUUGUAAUUAAUAAGGCCUACAUCUCCUCUGAUGGGGUGUGGUUCAUGGAUGUGUUUAAUGUUACUGAUCAUAAUGGAAACAAGAUCAAAGACAAGGAAAUCAUUGAUUAUAUUCAGAGGAAACUUGAAAACAAUCCCAGCUUUGCUCCCUCCUCACUGAGAGAGUCUGUUGGGGUUGUACCUACUGAAGAGCACACGGUAAUUGAACUCACUGGCACGGACAGGCCUGGUUUACUAUCUGAAAUCUGUGCAGUUCUCAGAGACCUUCACUGUAAUGUGGUCACUGCUGAGAUAUGGACACACAAUACUAGGGCUGCUGCUGUAGUUCAUGUGACAGAUGAUUCCAGUGGGUGUGCCAUUGAGGACCCUUCACGCCUCAAUACAAUAAGUAAUUUGCUUUGUAAUGUCCUUAGGGGGAGUGCUGAUCCGAAGGCAGCAAGAGCAACUGGAGUUACUCACAGGGACAGAAGAUUACAUCAGAUUAUGUUUGCUGACAGGGACUAUGAAAGGGUUGAAAGAGCAGGACAAGGAGGAGUCAGGGAGAGAGAUAAAAGUCUGUCCCCACAUGUGACCAUUUUAGAUUGUAUUCAGAAAGAUUACACUGUGAUCACCAUGAGAGCAAAAGAUCGGCCGAAAUUGCUGUUCGACAUUGUUUGCACUUUAACCGACAUGCAGUAUGUAGUUUUUCAUGGUCUUGUCCAGACAUUAAGGACAGAAGCUUUUCAGGAGUUUUUUAUUCGGCAUGUUGAUGGCUUUCCCAUAAGCUCAGAGGCAGAGAGAGAACGGCUUGCACAGUGUCUUGAAGCAGCAAUUGAAAGGAGGGCAUCUGAGGGAAUGGAGCUGGAAUUGUGCACAGAAGAUCGCGUAGGACUCCUCUCAGAUAUCACAAGGAUAUUCCGGGAGAACAGUUUAUGCAUCAAAAGAGCAGAAAUAUCAACAGAAAAUGGAAAGGCAAAAGACACUUUCUACGUCACAGAUGUGACUGGUAACCCGGUUGACCCCAAGAUUAUUGACUCGGUUCGUAGAGAAAUUGGCGACACAGUACUGCAGGUGAAACACAACUCUAGCCUUUCACCAAAGACCCCACAAGCAACAACAAUUGGGGUUCUCUUUGGAAGUUUCUUCAAAGCUCGAUCUUUUCAGAAUUUUAAGUUGAUCAGAUCUUAUUCUUAAGUCCUCCUUUGUAUAUUCUCAGCAUUUUCAUCAUGUUUCAAGUCAAACAAAAAUGGUAUGUAUAUAAAAGAAACUGUAGAUGUCCAUCUUCCUCCCUUCUCAGCAGAAGGGCUUAGAAUCCAUGCUGUACAGUAGAAAGCUUACAGGUAUGUGUAGUAUAGGGUAGAUAGUUAUGCAUAGGAACAUGUUACCUGGCUUAUAUAUGGAGUAAAUAGUCCAUUUAGAUUAUCAAGUCCAGAAGAGUAAAUAUUACUUUUAGUUUGUUUAAUGUGAAGUAAUGUAAAUAUGGUGUACAUUUGGGUUUGUACAUGAAAUUGAAUGCAAAAGAUGUAGUUAUAAUUGUA